Molecule: messenger RNA, 1030 nt
Organism: Drosophila gunungcola (fruit fly)
Lineage: Eukaryota; Metazoa; Arthropoda; Insecta; Diptera; Drosophilidae
Product: ubiquitin thioesterase otubain-like
Exons: 3
Coding region: 169-957 (262 amino acids)
Biological process (GO): protein K48-linked deubiquitination
Cellular component (GO): nucleus
Molecular function (GO): ubiquitin binding; cysteine-type deubiquitinase activity
Source: RefSeq, a predicted model, not a curated record
AAAGCAUCAAUGUGUCUACGGUUUUCGCUUCUAACUGUGUGUGCGUAAUAUUUGAUGCGUUUACAUAUACAAAUGAUGAACAGAAAUUCUUAUUCUAUUCAUCAUAUGUGCACACAUUAGUAACUCCGAACGAGACGCCGAUCCUAAUUAUUCAGUAUUUAAAAAAUCAUGGAGUCAUUUAAGCAAAAUGACGGCAAUCGUGAUGAGUUAAUUAUUCAGCAGCAAAGGGAGAUUGAGAAGGAGAUCAGCGAUACUACUCCCUUGGUGAGCGAGCAGUUGCCGCUAACUUGUUUGUGGACCGAAUACAAUGGCGACGACAUAUUCACAGCCAAGAUCCAGGAUCUGUCCACCAAGUACAAGUUCAUUCGCCGCACCCGCCCCGAUGGAAACUGUUUCUUCAGAGCCUUUGCAUAUUCGUACUUGGAAUAUUUGAUCUCAAACAGUAGUGCUUACCAGGAGUUCCGAAAACUGGCCGAGGAGUCCAAGGAUAAGCUUGUCCAGCUGGGUUUUCCUAGUUUCACAUUAGAGGACUUCCAUGAGACUUUUAUGGAAGUCAUUAAGCGCGUUAGUCCCGACAAUCCAGGUGGACAGAGCAAGGUCCAGAGCGAACUACACAAAAUCUUCAAUGAGCAGGGCUACUCGGACUACGUGGUGGUUUACUUACGUCUGAUUACGUCGGGAAAACUUCAGGAGGAGGCUGACUUUUACCAAAACUUUAUAGAGGGCGACUUCACCAUUGAAGAGUUCCGACACCAAGAAGUGGAACCCAUGUACAAGGAAUCGGAUCAUAUUCACAUAAUCGCCUUGUGCACUGCCCUCGGCGCAGGAGUCCGCGUUGAAUACUUGGACCGUGGUGAGGGAGGCACUGUCAAGGCUCACGACUUCCCCGAGGGAACAGAGCCCCGAAUUUACCUCAUAUACAGACCAGGUCACUACGAUAUACUGUAUCCAAAUUAAAUUGCUCUUAAUAAUAAUUUUUAUGUAUAUAAGAUGUAAAAUAAAUUACUAUUUAUUUGCAUAUAUAAUAUUA